Lepus europaeus (European hare) is the source of this 6900-nucleotide messenger RNA. RefSeq names its product microtubule crosslinking factor 1 (gene MTCL1). The record is from RefSeq and is a predicted model, not a curated record. The coding region runs from base 1 to 5961 and encodes 1986 amino acids. The transcript is spliced from 14 exons. Lineage: Eukaryota; Metazoa; Chordata; Mammalia; Lagomorpha; Leporidae. Gene Ontology annotation, molecular function: microtubule binding. Gene Ontology annotation, biological process: regulation of autophagy; microtubule bundle formation; establishment or maintenance of epithelial cell apical/basal polarity. Gene Ontology annotation, cellular component: apicolateral plasma membrane; spindle pole; lateral plasma membrane.
AUGGAGACGCUGAACGGCCCCACCGGCGGCGGCGCCCCGGACGCUAAGCCUCAGUCGCUCGGCCAGCACCACCGCCACCACCACCUCCACCCGCUGGCCGAGAGGAGGCGGCUGCACCGCGCACCCUCGCCCGCCAGACCCUUCCUCAAGGACCUGCACGCCCGGCCCUCCGCGCCCGGCCCGGCCCCGGCUGCCCCCUCCCCGAGCCGAGUCGCGGUGCCCGCCGCCCCGCGCUCGCCCAGCCUGGCGGGCAAGGCACCGCCCUCGCCGGGGCCCGUGGCUGCUCCCGGCCGCCUCUCCCGGCGCAGCGGCGGCGUCCCCGGCGCGAAGGACAAGCCGCCGCCGGGCGCUGGGGCCAGGGAGGCGGGCGGCGCCAAGGCCGCCCCGGGAACCCGGAGGGCGGCGCGCGCGGGGCCCUCCGAGCCACUGCCUCGGGCCGGGAAGCCGCCCGCGGCCGAACUGUCGCCUGCCGCCGCCAAGGGCCGCAAAGCCAAGCGCGGUUCCGGGGCGCCAGCCGUCCGCACCCUCGGCCCCCCGGCCCCGGCCGCUCGCGUCCCCUCCGUGACCCUCUCCGUGACCUCGGUGGCCGGCUCCCCUGCGCCGGGCUCGCGCAUCAGCCACACGGACAGCAGCUCCGACCUCUCCGACUGUCCCUCCGAACCCCUGUCCGACGAGCAGCGCCUGCUCCCAGCAGCCAGCAGCGAUGCGGAGUCCGGCACCGGCUCCAGCGAUCGGGAACCCCUGCGAGGAGCGCCCACGCCAAGCUCUGCAGCCCGGGGGGCGCCGCCGGGCAGCCCCGAGCCCCCAGUGCUCCUCGCCGCGCCCCCCAUCGCCUCUCUCGGGGGCCGAAGCAGCCCAGGCGGGGUCCCGGUGGGGUCUCCGGGACCGUGUGCGGCGGAGGAUGCUGGGGGACGCGUGCCGCCGGAGCGAGCGGUUCCCGGGACACCCAAAGAGCCCAGCCCGGGCGAGCAGGCGCGGCUGGUGCAGGUGCCGGUGGCGGCGGAGGAGGAGCUGCUGCGGGAGAUGGAAGAGCUGCGCUCGGAGAACGACUAUCUCAAGGACGAGCUGGAUGAGCUCCGAGCUGAGAUGGAAGAGAUGAGAGACAGUUACCUGGAGGAAGAUGUUUACCAGCUGCAGGAACUCCGGCGAGAACUGGACCGCGCUAAUAAAAACUGCCGGAUCCUGCAGUACCGUCUCAGGAAAGCCGAGCAGAAGAGCCUGAAGGUGGCCGAGACCGGGCAGGUGGAUGGCGAGCUCAUCAGAAGCCUGGAGCAGGACUUGAAGGUAGCCAAGGACGUGUCUGUCAGAUUGCACCACGAACUGGAGACUGUGGAGGAAAAGCGUGCGAAGGCCGAGGACGAAAAUGAAACUCUGCGGCAGCAGAUGAUUGAAGUGGAGAUAUCCAAGCAGGCCCUCCAGAACGAGCUGGAGAGACUGAAGGAGAGCUCCCUGAAAAGAAGAGGCAGUCGGGAAAUGUACAAGGAGAAGAAGGCCUUGAACCAGGACGACAGCGCCGACCUGAAAUGCCAGCUCCAGUUUGCCAAAGAGGAAGCCUCCCUGAUGCGCAAAAAGAUGGCCAAGCUGGGGCGGGAGAAAGACGAGGCGGAGCAGGAGUUGCAGAAGUACAAGGCCCUGUACGGCGACGUGGACAGCCCCCUCCCCACGGGGGAGGCCGGUGGGCCCCCCAGCACCAGGGAGGCCGAGCUGAAGCUGCGGCUGAAGCUGGUGGAGGAAGAAGCCAACAUCUUGGGCCGGAAGAUCGUGGAGCUGGAGGUGGAGAACCGAGGCCUCAAGGCGGAGAUGGAGGACAUGCGGGUGCAGCAGGAGCGGGAGGGAGCGGGCCGGGACCACGUGCCAGCCAUUCCUACCUCACCCUUCGGCGACUCCCUGGAGUCGUCCACGGAGCUUCGCCGGCACCUGCAGUUUGUGGAGGAGGAAGCGGAGCUGCUGCGGAGGUCCAUCUCCGAGAUCGAAGACCACAACCGGCAGUUGACCCACGAGCUGAGCAAGUUCAAGUUUGAGCCUCCCCAGGAGCCAGGGUGGCUGGGGGACAGCACGGGCAAGGGUCCCGGAGGCGGGGCCCCCCUGCAGGAGGAGCUCAAGUCGGCCAGGCUGCAGAUCAACGAGCUGAGCGGGAAGGUGCUGAAGCUGCAGUACGAGAACCGGGUGCUGCUGUCCAACGUCCAGCGCUGCGACCUCGCGGCCCACCUGGGGCUGCGCGCCCCGAGCCCUCGUGACAGUGAUGCCGAGAGUGACCUGGGCAAGAAGGAGAGCGAUGGGGAGGAAGCCCGCCUGUCCCAGCCCAAGCGGGAAGGGCCCGUGGGUGGGGAGAGCGACUCGGAGGAGACGUUCGAGAAGACGUCGGGCUUCGGUAGCGGGAAGCCCUCGGAGGUGAGCGAGCCGUGUCCGGCGGAGCUCCUGCGGGCCCGUGAGGACUCCGAGUGCCUGGUGACCAUAAAGCAGGAGGCACAGCGGCUCGAGCGGACCGUGGAGCGCCUUAUCACAGACACCGACGGCUUCCUGCACGACGUGGGGCUGCCGGGAGGUGGCACAGCCUCCCCCUGGGGGCCAGGGGGCCAGGACGAGGGUGAGGGGGGCAAGAAGGAGUCCCACCUGCUGGGUGCCAUCAAUGCCAGGAUGAAGGCUUUCAGGAAGGAGCUGCAAGCCUUCCUGGAGCAGGUGACCCGGAUUGGGGAUGGCCUGUCCCCCUCAUCCCACCUCACUGAGUCGUCCAGCUUCCUCUCGACCGUGACCUCCGUGUCCCGGGACUCCCCCAUCGGGAACCUGGGCAAGGAGCUGGGCCCAGACUUGCAGUCCAAGCUGAGGGACCAGCUGGAGUGGCCGUUCAGCCAGGAGCGAGGGGACGAGCGCGAGAGUCCGCGCCCGCGAGCCGCCCGGGAGCUGCACCGGCAUGCCGACGGCGACGCUGGGAGCCACAGGCCGGGAGGCCAGAGCUGCUUCAACCUCGAGAUGGAGGAGGAGCACCUGUACGCCUUGCGGUGGAAAGAACUGGAGAUGCACAGCCUGGCUCUGCAGAACACACUGCACGAGCGCUCCUGGAGUGAUGAGAAGAACCUGCUGCAGCAGGAGCUGCGGGCCUUGAAGCAGAACAUUUUCCUGUUCUACGUCAAACUCCGGUGGCUGCUGAAACACUGGCGGCAAAGGAAGCAGAUGGAGGAGGAGGGAGAGGACUUCUCGGAGGGCGACCAUCCAGAGACCUUCCCUGGGCUCAAUGACCUUGGACUUCAGGGGGGUCACCAGGUGGAUGGACCAGACCUAGAUGACAGCGACCGAGGCUGUGGCUUUCCCAUGGGGGAGCUCCCCCAACACGUUCCAGGGCAGAACGGCCAGCAUGGAUUGAGGCUGCAGACGGCAGAUGGGGUACAGGUGCACAAGCAGGUGGUGGAAAACCAGCAGCUGUUCGGCGCCCUCAAGGUGCUUCUGGAAGACCUGCGAGAGGAGCUGCGAGAGGAGGCGAGGGCACGACGGCGCCUGCAGCAGCAGCACGCCAGUGACAAGGCUGCCUGGGACGUGGAGUGGGCCGGGCUCAAGUGCCGCCUGGAGCAGCUGGAAGAGAAGACGGAAAAAAACUUGGGAGAACUAGGCUCCUCCUCGGAGAGCAAAGGGGCCUUGAAGAAGGAGAGAGAGGUGCACCAGAAGCUGCUGGCUGACAGCCACGGCCUGGUCAUGGACCUGCGCUGGCAGAUCCAGCACAGCGAGAAGAACUGGAACCGAGAGAAGGUGGAGCUCCUCGAGCGCCUGGACAGAGACCGGCGAGAGUGGGAGCAGCAGAAGAGGGAGCUCUUGUGGAGAAUAGAGCAGCUGCAGAAAGAGAGCAGUCCCCGGCGAGGUGGGAGCUUCCUCUGCGAUCAAAAGGAAGGCAGCACACGCCCCUCUCCCCACCAGGGAGGCCUGCGCCUGCCCCGGCCCGUGGCCAUGUGGCCUUGUGCAGACGCCGACUCCCUCCCAUUCGAAGACCGGCCGCUGUCCAAGCUGAAGGAGUCGGACAGGUGCUCGGCCAGCGAGAACCUCUACUUGGAUGCCCUGUCCCUGGACGACGAGCCGGAGGAGCCUCCACCCCACAGGCCCGAGAGAGACUUCAGGAACUGUGGCCCCGAGGAAGAAGACAACCACAAGGGAAAUCUUCAAAGGGCGGUGUCUGUGUCCUCCAUGUCGGAGUUCCAGCGCCUGAUGGACGUGUCCCCCUUCCUGCCUGAGAAGGGCCUGCCGUCUGCCAGCAGCAAGGAAGACGUCACCCCGCCCCUGUCCCCUGACGACCUGAAGUACAUCGAGGAGUUCAACACCAAGAGCUGGGACUACACGUCCCCCAGGUCCCCCAGCGGGGCUGGGGCCGAGAGGCCUACAGACCUCUGGGCAGACAGGACCGAGGCGGGGCGGGCAGGGUGCGAAGCCAGCGCGGAGCCCUUCUCAGACUCCUCCUGGUACCUGACCACGAGUGUCACCAUGACCACGGACACCAUGACCAGCCCUGAGCACUGCCAGAAGCAGCCGCUGCGCAGCCACGUCCUCACCGAGCAGUCCGGAGUGCGCGUGCUGCACAGUCCGCCCGCCGUUCGCAGGAUGGAUGGCAUUGUGCAGGGGGGCGGCGAGGGCAGGGGCCGGCUGGACCCCGAGGGGCCCUUUCCCACCAGCAGGGCCAGAGCAAGCCUGGGCGACGCCAAGGGGGGACCCCUGGAACCCAUGCUUGGGAGGUGGCCUUGUGCCCCCUGCAAUCACCCCCGAGACUACAUGGAGGGGGCCCUGCGCCCCCUCGAGAGCACCCUGUGUGCCCCCCUGGGCUUCGCCUCCCCCUUGCACAGCCUGGAGAUGUCCAAGAACAUGAGUGAUGACAUGAAGGAGGUGGCUUUCUCCGUCAGGAGCGCCAUCUGCUCCAGCCCGCCCGAGCCGCAAGUCAAGGACAUGGCCUGCCAGACCAACGGGUCCCGGACCACGGGCACGCAGACCGUGCAGACCAUCAGCGUGGGCCUGCAGACGGAAGCCCUCCGGGGCAGUGGCGGUGUCACCAGCAGCCCCCACAAGUGUCUCACACCAAAGGCGGGGGGCGGCACCACACCCGUGUCGUCUCCUUCCCGCAGCCUUAGGAGCAGGCAGGUGGCCCCCGCCAUCGAGAAGGUGCAGGCCAAGUUUGAACGCACGUGCUGCUCCCCCAAGUACGGGUCUCCCAAGCUGCAGCGGAAGCCCCUCCCCAAAGUGGACCAGCCAAAUAGCAGGACCUCACCGGGUGUGGCCCAGAAGGGGUACAGCGAGUCGGCCUGGGCACGCUCCACCACCACGAGGGAGAGCCCCGUGCACACCACCAUCAACGACGGCCUCUCCAGCCUCUUCAACAUCAUCGACCACAGCCCUGUGGUGCAGGACCCCUUCCAGAAGGGGGCGCGGGCUGGGAGUCGGUCCCGCUCAGCAGAACCCCGCCCCGAGCUGGGCCCAGGCCAGGAGACGGGCACCAGUUCCCGGGGAAGGUCGCCCAGCCCCCUUGGUGUAGGCGCUGAGACGUCUAGGGAGGAAGGGGGAGAGGGCACGCCGGUGAGGCAGGACCUAGCCGCUCCCCCUGGCUACACGCUUGCCGAGAACGUGGCCCGGAUUCUCAACAGGAAGCUGAUGGAGCACGCCUUAAGGGAGGAGGCGAGGCAGGCCGCCCACGGCCCCCAGAGUCUCAGUGACAACCACACGGCAGAUGCGGCCACAGCCGAGCCAGGGCCCAUGGAGGAACUACCUUGUUCUGCACUAGCUCCGUCCCUAGAGCCCUGCUUCUCCAGGCCCGAGAGACCAGCAAACCGUCGGCCUCCGUCCCGGUGGGCCCCGCCGUCCCCCACUGCCUCACAGUCUCAGUCCCCUGGAGACCCGACGUCCUUGGAGGAGCGUGGCGACGAGGAGCCGCCGGAGGAGAAGCCACGCCGUGAUGCAAGCUUGCAUGGAUUAUCACAGAAUAAUUCAUUGUGAUUUGCAUAACCACACCAUCAUCACGAACCAACCUCUGCCCCAAAGGAGAGCUCUGGUUUUCUCAAGGUUAAAGAAUGUUUAACAAAACAAAACAAAACAAAACACAGCUGCUGAAUGUUCAACCUGUGAAACUGAGAUGUUUCUAGAAUGAAACAGUAAAUGUGCCUGUAAUAACUUAAUUUUUUUCAUAGCUCAGAAAACUAUUUUUGUCUCCAUCUUUUUUACACACAAUAUAUUAAAUGAAAAAAGUAAAUAAGGUAUAAAUAGAUUUAAAAAAAUAAAAGUUUUAAAAAUGUACAUUUUAAGAGAUGCCGAACACCCUCUCGCUCAAACUGACUGCCUCUCUGUUAGAUUUGCACUGUUACUUUUUGGUUGGGUUUAUUUCCAUGUUGAAUGAGCGUGGUUUAAGUUAAUUUUAUUUUGUCAGUGUUACUGUGUUUUUAAGAAUUUUUUUUAAAUGCUUCAGACUGUCUGAUUCCGUGAACUUUUUGUACUGAAAAAGCCGUGGAGCCAGGAGAGCGGACAGGCGGUCUGUAGACUGAAGGAGAGGCGCCGAGCCCUCUGGUGCGCAGGGGGCACUGGCCGGCUGUGUAAUCCACCUGCUCUCCUCCGGGCCGCACGUCCGGUUUCAGGUGCAUGUACGUGACUGCGCUGUGUCCCCGCCCUCCCCGCCACGUGAGUCGGCCCGGCCCACUGUCGUCCGUCGUGACGCCCCUCGCCCUGCACUUUUAGCCUCGAGCCUCUGGCAUUGACGAGACAACAGCAACCACCUUUUUAAGAUGAUUGUUAAAGAGAUGGACGGCACUGAACAGAAGUGUACGCAAAAGUUUCUUGUUAAGGGAAAGCACUACACACAGGCACCAGGAUACCAAAUGGAAACACGACAGUGCCUCGGCGUCUGUGUGAGGCCGCGAUGAAGUAGAAAUAAAGCCUUUGCGA